AUACAGUCAUUUAAUGCAUUCUUGGGGCAAGGACCCUUUAGAGAAUUGACAGAAGCUGUGCAUUCUUUACUUGCAUAACAGGACAGGAUACAGGGAAUUGUCUGUACAAGACACAGCAAGUCCUUUGGGAAUGAGGGGGGCAUGGAGGGUCAGUGACCUGUGCCCUCUCCAGCUCUCAGAUCUGGCUCGAGAGCACUAUGGCUAAGGUGGAACAGGCUGCCGCCCGGCUUCCCAGCCUCAGCAACCGACUCAGCUAUGCUGUCCGCAAGGUCCACACCAUUCAGGGCCUGAUGGCUCGAAAACUUGCUGUUGCUCAGUUGCGCCAGGAGAGCUGUCCCCUACCCCCACCCGCCACAGACGUGAGCCUUGAGUUGCAGCAGCUUCGUGAAGAACGGAACCGCCUGGAUGCAGAACUGCAGCUGAGUGCCCGCCUCAUCCAGCAGGAGGUGGGCCGGGCCCGGGAGCAAGGGGAGGCAGAGCGCCAGCAGCUGAGCAAGGUGGCCCAGCAGCUGGAGCAGGAGCUGCAGCAGACCCAGGAGUCCCUGGCUAACUUGGGGCUGCAGCUGGACGUGGCACGCCAGGGCCAGCAGGAGAGCACAAAGGAGGCUGCCAGUCUGCGGCAGGAGCUGACCCAGCAGCAGGAACUCUACGGGCAAGCCCUGCAAGAGAAGGUGGCUGAAGUGGAAACUCGGCUUCGGGAGCAACUCUCAGACACAGAGAGGAGGCUGAACGAGGCUCGGAGGGAGCAUGCCAAGGCCGUGGUCUCCUUGCGCCAGAUCCAGCGCAAAGCUGCCCAGGAAAAGGAGCGGAGCCAGGAGCUCAGGCGUCUGCAGGAGGAGGCCCGGAAGGAGGAGGGGCAGCGACUGGCCCGGCGCCUGCAGGAGCUAGAGAGGGAUAAGAACCUCAUGCUGGCCACCUUGCAGCAGGAAGGUCUCCUCUCCCAUUACAAGCAGCAGCGACUAUUGGCAGUUCUUCCUUCCCUACUGGAUAAGAAGAAAUCUGUGGUGUCCAGCAGCAGGCCUCUAGGGUGUUCAGCAUCUGUACCUGUAGCAGCAGCAGUGCCCACCAGGGAGUCUAUAAAAGGGUCCCUCUCUGUCCUACUCGAUGACCUGCAGGGCCUGAGUGAGGCCAUUUCCAAAGAGGAAGCUAUUUGUCAAGGACACAACCUCGACAGAUGCUCCAGCUCCAACCCACAGAUGAGCAGCUAAGCAGCUGAGAACUGGAGGGAAAGCCAGCCUGGGGGCUGGAAGGAUCCUGGAGAAGUGGGUAGGGACAGACUAUCCCUUCCUCAGCCAGCAGGCCUGCCCUGGGGGAUGUAGCUGAGUCUGAAUUCUGCUCUAAAUAAAGAUAACUACAGUAGGA
Molecule: messenger RNA, 1362 nt
Organism: Sapajus apella (tufted capuchin)
Lineage: Eukaryota; Metazoa; Chordata; Mammalia; Primates; Cebidae
Product: coiled-coil alpha-helical rod protein 1
Exons: 8
Coding region: 198-1208 (336 amino acids)
Biological process (GO): cell differentiation; protein export from nucleus
Cellular component (GO): centriole
Source: RefSeq, a predicted model, not a curated record